Apaloderma vittatum (bar-tailed trogon) is the source of this 4701-nucleotide messenger RNA. It is a transcript of the gene MED1, whose product is annotated as mediator complex subunit 1. Gene Ontology annotation, biological process: regulation of transcription by RNA polymerase II; cellular response to thyroid hormone stimulus. Gene Ontology annotation, cellular component: mediator complex. NCBI's taxonomy places the organism in Eukaryota, Metazoa, Chordata, Aves, Trogoniformes, Trogonidae. Gene Ontology annotation, molecular function: nuclear thyroid hormone receptor binding; transcription coregulator activity; nuclear retinoic acid receptor binding. The transcript has 16 exons. The record is from RefSeq and is a predicted model, not a curated record. The coding region runs from base 1 to 4701 and encodes 1566 amino acids.
AUGAGUACCCUCUUAGAAAGACUUCACGUGAAGUACAACCAGAACAGACCUUGGACAGAAACCAUGAAGUUAGUCCGUCAAGUCAUGGAAAAACGAGUUGUGAUGAACUCUGGGGGGCACCAGCACCUGGUGAGCUGCUUGGAGACUCUGCAGAAAGCAUUAAAAGUGUCCUCUCUGCCUGCCAUGACGGAUCGCUUGGAGUCUAUAGCCAGGCAGAAUGGCCUUGGAUCUCACCUUAGUGCAAAUGGCACUGAAUGUUACAUCACCUCAGACAUGUUCUAUGUGGAAGUCCAGUUAGAUCCUACAGGGCUGCUCUGUGAUGUGAAGGUGGCUCACCAUGGAGAGAACCCCGUGAGUUGUCCAGAAUUGGUUCAGCAUCUGAGAGAGAAAAAUUUUGAUGAGUUUUCUAAGCAUCUAAGGGGGCUUGUGAACCUGUAUAAGUUGCCCGGAGAAAACAAACUUAAAACUAAAAUGUACUUAGCUCUGCAGUCCUUAGAGCUGGAUCUCUCCAAAAUGGCAGGGAUGUAUUGGCAGGCCACCAACGCAAAUCCCCUCGACAAGAUUCUUCACGGCAGUGUUGGCUAUCUCACCCCCAGGAGCGGAGGUCUUCUGAUGAAUCUCAAGUAUUACGUCUCACCCUAUGAUUUAUUUGAAGACGGCACCGGAGCCCCCGUUAUUUUGCACGAGAACAACGUUCCUCGGUCUUUGGGUAUGAACGUGUCAGUAACAGUUGAGGGAACCAUGGCGAUGUACAAACUUCCAAUCGCUCCUCUGAUCAUGGGCUCCCACCCGGUUGACAGCAAAGGAACCCCGUCAUUCUCGUCCAUCACCAGUGCCAACAGCGUGGACUUACCAGCUUGUUUCUUCCUGAAAUUCCCACGUCCCAUUCCAGUGUCUCGAGCUUUCAUUCAGAAGCUGCAGGGCUGCACAGGGAUUCCGUUGUUUGACACGCCACCGACGUUCGUACCCUUGUAUGAGUUGAUCACACAGUUUGAAUUGUCCAAGGAGGCCGAUCCUCUACCUUUAAACCACAACAUGCGCUUCUAUGCAGCUCUUCCAGGACAGCAGCACUGUUACUUUCUGAACAAAGAUGCUCCUCUACCAGAUGGAAGAAGCCUUCAAGGAACUCUGAUCAGUAAAAUCGCCUUCCAGCACCCUGGACGGGUUCCUCUCAUCCUCAAUUUGAUCAGGCAUCAGGUGGCGUACAACACGCUCAUUGGCAGCUGCGUCAAGCGGACAGUUUUAAAAGAAGAUUCUCCCGGGAUCCUGCAGUUUGAGGUUUGUCCUCUCUCUGACUCCUGCUUUAGUGUAUCCUUUCAGCAUCCCGUCAACGACUCCCUGGUGUGUGUGGUGAUGGAUGUGCAAGACUCUACUCACGUGAACUGUAAGCUGUACAAAGGGCUGUCCGAUGCUCUGAUCUGUACAGAUGAUUUCAUUGCCAAAGUUGUUCAAAGGUGUAUGUCCAUUCCCGUGACCAUGAGAGCGAUCCGUAGAAAGGCAGAAACGAUUCAAGCCGACACCCCAGCCUUGUCCCUCAUUGCAGAGACAGUAGAAGAUAUGGUGAAGAAAAACCUGCCCCCCGCCAGCAGCCCAGGGUAUGGCAUGACCACAGGCAGCAACCCAAUGAGUGGUACCACUACCCCGACAAACACUUUUCCCGGGGGGCCCAUCACUACUUUGUUUAACAUAAGCAUGAAAGAGAGGCAUGACUCGGUGGGCCAUGGGGAGGACUUCAGCAAAGUGUCUCAGAACCCGAUUCUCACUAGUUUGUUGCAGAUCACAGGGAAUGUGGGCUCUACCAUUGGCUCCAGUCCAACCCCUCCCCAUCACACACCACCACCAGUAUCCUCACCAGCAAGCAACACCAAGAACCACCCCAUGCUCAUGAACCUUCUUAAAGAGAAUCCCCCUCAGGAUUUCUCCACUCUGUACGGGAGCAGCCCUCUCGAAAGGCAGAACUCUUCCUCUGGCUCCCCCAGAAUGGAGGUGGGCCCUGGGGGGAAUAAGCAAAAGAAAAAAAAAUCCCGCAUGCCGGCCGACAAGCCCAAGCAUCAGACUGAGGAUGAUUUCCAGAGGGAGCUCUUCUCAAUGGAUGUUGACUCCCAGAAUCCCAUUUUUGAUGUCAACAUGACUGCAGACACCCUGGACACCCCUCAUAUCACUCCGGCACCCAGCCAGUGCAGCACUCCUCCUACUACAUACCCCCAGCCUAUACCUCACUCGCAGCCCAGUAUUCAGAGAAUGGUUCGACUUUCUAGUUCGGACAGCAUUGGGGCCGAUGUUACCGAUAUCCUCUCGGAUAUAGCAGAGGAGGCUUCCAAGCUCCCCGCCACUAAUGAGGACUGCCCGCCCAUUGGUACUCCCGUGAGAGACUCAUCUAGUUCAGGACAUUCACAAAGUGCCCUCUUUGACCCCGAUGUUUUUCAGACGAACAAUAGUGAGAACCCGUACACAGAUCCAGCAGACCUGAUAGCAGAUGCUGCUGUGAGCCCCAACAGCGAUUCUUCAAACCAUUUCUUCCCCGAUGGAGUAGAUUUCAAUCCUGACUUGCUCAACAGUCAGAGUCAGAGUGGCUUUGGGGAGGAGUACUUUGAUGAGAGUAGUCAGAGUGGAGACACUGAUGAUUUCAAGGGCUACGCCUCCCAGGCUCUAAGCACUUUGGGGGUGCAAGUCUUGGGGGCUGAUGGGGGGGAAAAUAAAUUUAAAGGUGGCAGUCAGUCCGAUACAGUAGAUUUUAGUAUUAUCGCGGCUGCAAGCAAAGCACUGGGGUCCUCUGACAUCAUGGAGCAUCACAGUGGAGGUCAGAGCCCUUUACUGAACGCAGGGGAUAUAGGAAAAGAAAAGUCUCAGAAACGGGUAAAGGAAGGCAACGGUUCUGGAAGUAACGUGGCGGGUCCCGGGAUAGACGGGAAGCCAGGGAAACGCAGCCGGACGCCAUCCAGUGAUGGUAAAAGCAAAGAGAAACUUCCAAAGCGGAAGAAGCAGGACACAGAUGGGAAAUCUCCAUCUCACAGUUCAUCCAACAGACCUUUCACGCCACCGGCCAGCACAGGUGGGUCCAAAUCUCCUGGGAGUUCAGGCAGAUCUCAGACUCCUCCCGGUGUAGCUACUCCUCCUAUUCCAAAAAUAACCAUUCAGAUCCCAAAAGGGACAGUGACUGUUGGCAAACCGUCUUCGCACGGCCAGUAUACGAGUAGUGGCUCUGUCACCUCCUCCAGCAGCAAAAGCCAUCAUAGCCAUUCUUCCUCCUCUUCCUCUUCUUCCUCCUCUUCAACCUCAGGCAAAAUUAAAAGCAGCAAAUCGGAAGGGUCUUCUGGCUCAAAGAUGAGCAGCAGCCUCUACUCAAGCCAAGGCAGCUCCAGUUCAGGUCAGUCCAAAAGCUCAGCUCAGUCGGUGGGAAAGCCUGGAUCGUCGCCCAUCACCAAGCACGGGCUCAGCAGCGGUUCUGGAAGCACCAAGAUGAAACCUCAAGGAAAGCCGUCGUCACUCAUGAACCCUUCCAUGAGUAAACCAAACAUCUCUCCGUCUCAUUCCAGACCUUCCGGAGGUUCGGACAAGCUUGCUUCUCCCAUGAAACCCGUGCCAGGUACUCCGCCGUCAUCUAAAGCCAAAUCACCUAUCAGUUCAGGUUCCGGAGGCUCCCAUAUGUCUGGGACCGGAUCGAGCUCAAGUAUGAAAUCGUCUUCAGGAAUGGGAUCCUCCGGGUCUAUGUCACAGAAACCGCCUCCGUCGUCAAACUCUUCGACGGCCUCUUCAUCUUCCUUUUCGUCUAGCGGGUCUUCCAUGUCUUCAUCUCAAAACCAGCAUGGAAGCUCCAAGGGCAAAUCUCCAAGCAGGAACAAGAAGCCAUCUCUGACUGCAGUCAUAGACAAACUGAAACACGGGGUUGUCACUAGUGGGCCUGGUGGAGAAGACCCGAUGGACGGACAAAUGGGGCCAAGUUCCAAUUCCUCAAGCCAUACUAUGUCCUCCAAACACAAUAUGUCCGGAGGCGAGUUCCAGGGCAAACGUGAGAAAAGUGACAAAGAGAAAUCUAAAGUCUCGGUUUCUGGAGGAUCUGUUGACCCUUCCAAGAAGGCUUCGGAUUCCAAAAGUGUUGGAAGCACUGGAGUGGCCAAAAUUAUCAUCAGCAAACACGACGGUGGUUCCCCUAGCAUUAAAGCCAAAGUAACUUUGCAGAAACCUGGGGAAGGAGGUGGGGAUGGCCUGAGGCCUCAGAUGGCUUCUUCCAAAAGCUACGGGUCCCCUCUCAUCAGCGGAUCGACUCCAAAACACGAGCGCUGCUCCCCCCCCAGCCACAGCAAGUCACCAGCAUACACCCCCCAAAACAUCGACAGCGAGAGCGAGUCGGGCUCUUCCAUAGCGGAGAAGUCCUACCAGAACAGCCCCAGCUCUGACGACGGCAUCAGGCCUCUGCCCGAGUAUAGCUCAGAAAAACACAAGAAGCACAAAAAGGAGAAGAAAAAAGUGAAAGACAAAGACCGGGACAGGGAUCGGGAUCGCGAUAAGGACAGAGACAAGAAGAAAUCUCACAGCCUGAAGCCGGAGAGCUGGUCCAAGUCCCCGAUUUCGGCAGACCAGUCUCUCUCCAUGGCGAGCAGCGCUAUCCUGUCAGCUGAGCGGCCGUCCCGGGCCAGCCCCGAGUUUUUGAUUGGGGAAGAAGAUGACGAUCUCAUGGAUGUGGCUCUAAUUGGCAAUUAA